Messenger RNA from Heterocephalus glaber (naked mole-rat), 2450 nucleotides. It is a transcript of the gene Bri3, whose product is annotated as brain protein I3. The record is from RefSeq and is a predicted model, not a curated record. Lineage: Eukaryota; Metazoa; Chordata; Mammalia; Rodentia; Bathyergidae.
CGCAGCUCUGAACUCUGCGGUGGAUGAAUCCACUGCAGGGGAGCACCCCGUGAUCCAGUCACCUUCCGUUAGUCACCCCACCUCUGGACACACAAGGCUUCUGGGGGACAGUCGAGAUCUAAACCAUAACGAUUCCAGUGGGAAGUACAGAGCCUUAGGAGGUACACUACCACAUUUAUACCACUGUGGAAACUGAGGCCAACCACUCAGCUCCUUAGUGGCGGAGCUGGGCUGACUGCUUCAUGCCUUUCUCCAUCGGCACCUGGACGGUGUCUUCUGCCCGCUGGGCACACAGGCACCACUGAUUGCAUCUCUUGUCACUGGUAAUUGUCAUCGGUUGGACACAGGUGUGCCGGGGAGGAAGCUCGGGAAUGACGCUCACAGUUCCAUUGUAAACACCUGUUGGUGGAGCACGUAAUGGUUGACCAGGGCACUGUUCCCACUUUGGCCGUCUGUUCCCCGUGUGGUGUGGUCUGGUCUGCUGCCGACGUGCCCACCACGAUUCGGAUCUUCCACCGCUGCUACUCCUGCAAGGAAGGGAACCGAUUCAAGCUCAACAAGGGGGAACUGAAGCUGGUCCUGCCGCGAGAGCUCACGGAGUUCCUCUCGGGAUCCCCACCCCGCACCCGCGGGUGUACAGCAUCCACAGUCGGACGGUCACUCGCUACCCCGCCAACUCCAUCGUGGUCGUCGGAGGCUGCCCAGUGUGCAGGUGCACAGAGGCGUGUGCCUCGAGGAGGGCCGCUCAUCCCAGCAUAUCGGCGACCCUGCAGCUCAGACCUCCAGCACAGCUUCCUCCCCAGGCCGCUGGCCACACUCAAGCCACGAGGGGCCUCAAGGCCCAGCCAGGGUGGGAGCCAGGGAACCCAUAGAGUGGCUCAGGACAGUGCCUCGUUGGCUCCCCAAGAUGACUCAGCUCGGAGAACUUACAGUUAUGAAUGCCACAUGGAUUUUAUCAUGCAUUGUUGCGACCCUGGACUGUAAGCUGGCCAGCCACUGCUGAAUGGGGCUGCUAAUGUGGAGGCCUCAGCUGAGCCAUGGGAUCCCGCCCACUCAGACAGGAGGUCAGGUGAGCACCAGCUGCCGACAGUCCUCUACCUGACCUCACCCAGGAGCUGGCCCUCACCUGUCAGCAGCGACAACCACACCUUUCCACAGACCCUUUCUGGCAUCAGUAAGAGCCACACAAGGGAGCCAUUUUCAUUAGACAUUUGUACCUUUUGAAUGUUCUUCCAUGAAACCAAUAAGGAACGACUGGCUGCUCAGAUGAAAUGACAAGCAGCUUUCCAGUCUGUGAGACAGAAACAGGGACCUGGGGCUGUGGAGAUGGUCUGUGUGGGAAGGGGCCUUUGGGGUGUACAGCUCUGCCCAGGGCAGGAUGGACGGGGAGCCCCUCCCACGAGGAGGGCGGGGCGGCCCUCAGGGUGAGUCAGGGUGGGAAUGUGACUGUAGCUUCCCUGGGACCAGGCCUGGCUUGGAGGCCAGAGCACAGGUCACCUCUACAGGCCCUCCAAAGGAGGCGCAUCCAUCUGAGGGCAGAGCAGUGGGGAGGGAGGGCAGGCGGGGGAGGGCGGGCCCACCUCACCUGCCACCUCUGUCUGCACUCUUGGGGCGCCUCCUGGCACUGACAGCUGCUUACCCUUCAGCCGGCAGAGGUUUGAAGAGAAAGCCGGCUCAGGGCCGGGGAUUUAGCUCAGUGGCUUCGCCGCCACCUGCUGCAUAAACGCAAGGACCCGAGUUGGAUCCCUGGUACCAAAAAUAAAUAAAUAAAUAAAGCUAGGUCACGUUUAAGCUGGAUGCAAGAGAAAAUGUAAGAGAAGGCAUAUGUUACCAUCACUGAUUGUACUGGUAUUUAAAAACUGGGCUCUUUGAUCUACUUUUGGGAAACAACUACUGCCUCAAUGCUUUCUUCAUCAAGCUCGAUCCCCAUGGUAAAAAUGCUGGAGAUAAAAAUAUGCCUUCAUUUGCUAAAAUGGAUGACUGUCCUGUGUUGGUCAAUGUGUCAGUGUUGUCAUUUGUAGUUUUAGUCCUAUGAUUUUUUGGCAAGAUUCUUUUGCAUCAAAAGGCAUUGUAUGAGGGCCGGGGAUUUAGCUCAGUGGUUCUGCCACCUGCCUCGAAAGCACAAAGUCCUGAGUUGGAUCCCCGGUACCAAAAAAAAAAAAGUAUGUCAGAGACAAUUUCGAAUCUCCAUAUAGUCUGGGUGAAUGUCAUGGCAGACUAUUCUGAGAUCAAAAGGCAUUAUAUGACCUUAAUAAAGCAGCUAACACCUGAGUAUCAGCACCUGUUGCUAAUGUCACAGAAAGAGCGGCUGUGUUGACCACCAGUGAAACACACUAGCAAAACAGAACAACCAACAAAACAAAACAGGCUCUGACCAGGCUUGAGCUCUAACUGCUGAUUUAUCAGAAGCAAAGAAGAGAGAAGGGGAUGCAGCAAAGGACACCGGUAGA